ACCGCCGAUCCCAAAUACCGUAGGUCCGUACCUUUUAGUGUGACUGCUUUCAUCAAAUAUCACGUUAAGACCCCCAAUUUCACCUACCAUCUCAACCGCCACGCCCUUGUACCAUUAACACAAGCAACUCCACUCUUAUCAACAACAACAUCUCUCUACACAAAUGCCAUCCUCAAAACGACACAGAGUAUCAGAAGACGAUCCCCUCACUAGAGCAAUUGCACCCUCUUCAUCAGAAACACCUCCAGAGAGAGAGCAGCGACUAGCAGCGGAACAAGAAGCAAAGCGCGUUUCUGAUGCCAUUGAUGAAGAGCUCAACAGACAACGUAUCUCAGAGAAGAAGGGUCCUAAAGCAAUCAAGAUAUUGCUACUAGGUCAAAGCGAAUCCGGUAUGUACCAUCUCCCUCACUCUCACUCCUCAGCUCACCCGGGGAGUCUUGCAGGCAAAUCGACAACACUGAAAAACUUCCAACUCAUGAAUUCUCCUAAAGCCUUUCGCUCAGAACGUGCUUCAUGGAGAGCAGUCAUCCAACUCAAUGUCGUUCAGUCUAUCCACGCAAUCCUGGACCUAAUGUCCAAGGCACAUUCCUCAGCCCACAACCCUUCAAACUCAAUAACUCUCGUCUCAACCUCCUCCUCUUCUCCACACAAUACACCGCCCAAGGAAUACCCCCCACUUAACCCAGAACAUCUCAAGCUCAAGAUGCGCUUAGCCCCAUUGCUACAGGUCGAAGCCGCAUUAAUGAAGAAGCUUCUUCCCAAUGGUCACCUCCAGCUCGCACAAUUAGCUAAUCCUGCCCACUCCCUCCCUCUUCAGCAAGAAAUCAGCGUCAACUCUUCUGCAGGCUGGAAGAGCACCUUCAGUCGACUCAUAGGAAGAAACAGUUGUGACAGUGCAGAUCUAAUCGACUGGUCAGACCCAGACGAUCCUGGCGUAGUCUUGAAUGCGUGCGCAGAAGACAUGAAACGACUUUGGACGGAUCCUAUCAUCAAGAAAUUGAUGGACGUUGAGAAGAUGAGGCCUGAGGAGAUGGCUGGCUUCUUCCUUGAUGCACUGGAUCGCGUGACUUCGCCGCGGUACAUACCUACGGAUGAUGAUGUUCUGAGGGCACGGCUAAAGACACUUGGAGUGUCAGAGCAUCGGUUUACUAUGAAGACAGGUUCCAUGGGAUCGCCCAUGAGCCAUGACUGGCGCGUGUUUGAUGUUGGUGGCCAGAGAUCAUUAAGAGCCGCAUGGGUUCCAUACUUUGAUGAUAUGAACGCCAUCAUAUUCCUGGCACCCAUAAGUUGCUUUGACCAGGUUCUCCAAGAAGAUCCGUCUGUAAAUAGAUUGGCCGAUUCUUUUCUUCUCUGGAAGGCCAUCGUAUCCAAUCCACUGCUGAAGAAGACAGAACUGAUACUGUUCCUAAAUAAAUGCGACAUCCUUCGUGCGAAGCUCGCAUCAGGCAUUCGAUUAGCUGAUUACAUCGUCAGCUACGGUAGCCGGCCGAAUGACUUUGAAAGCGCUAGUCAAUAUCUAAAAAAGAAAUUCGCUGGCCUACUAAAAGAGCAUUCUCCUGAGCGACUGUACUACUUCCAUCUUACAUCUGUAACUGACACAAAAUCGACGACAUACAUCCUCGAGAACGUGCAAGACGUUCUCGUGCGCGAUAAUCUGAAGAGAAGCGCGCUUGUAACAUAAUAUCCUAUUCCGCUCACCAUUCCUGCUCUCCAACACCUGAGAUACCUUCUCGCGACCACCCGCAAGCCCACAUCCAUGUGGUGAUCUACGUUGUACCAUAUCAGCCGUCUCGGCUAUAUCAGUCGCCAAUGCACUUUUAUACCUCGUGGACACUUUUUAGAUUUCGCCCC
Suillus clintonianus is the source of this 1851-nucleotide messenger RNA. RefSeq names its product G-protein alpha subunit-domain-containing protein. Gene Ontology annotation, molecular function: guanyl nucleotide binding; G protein-coupled receptor binding; G-protein beta/gamma-subunit complex binding. Gene Ontology annotation, cellular component: heterotrimeric G-protein complex. NCBI's taxonomy places the organism in Eukaryota, Fungi, Basidiomycota, Agaricomycetes, Boletales, Suillaceae. The record is from RefSeq and is a predicted model, not a curated record. Gene Ontology annotation, biological process: adenylate cyclase-activating G protein-coupled receptor signaling pathway. The coding region runs from base 164 to 1681 and encodes 505 amino acids. The transcript is spliced from 12 exons.